AUGAAGGGAGACCCGAGUGGCGAUCGGAUUGAUGGGAAUACGACAACAAAUGUCUUUGAUUACAGCCAAUCCGAGCGUUCCGCGUUGAUUUGGGCUGUUGGGGUUGGCACCACAUUGGCAACAUUUCCAAUCAACCAUUUAAUGAUUAAAAUUGGUGCUAGAUGGGUGUGUCUAUUUUGCAUCGUAAUAUCUGCAUUAGCAUCCCUGCUCUCCCCGUUUGUCGCGGCAAUGGGGUUAUGGCCUUUCCUGAUUGUCCGCUUUUUGCAGGGCGUCGCUUACGCAGCAGACUUCGCCGCAAUCGGCGCUGUAAUUGUUCGCUGGGUGCCGAUCACGGAAUAUGCAAUUUUCGUAGCAAUAAUGACGGCCUUCACCCCGAUCUCGUCGUUCGUCACGGAUUCCGCUUCCGGAUUUUUCUGUGAAACGUCCCUCGGUUGGAGGGCUUCAUUCUAUGCCCAUGCGGUCUUCGGAUUUGUGAUGGCUGGCAUAUGGCUGCUCCUCUUCAGCAAUCAACCUGAGAAAAACAAAUUUGUCGGCGCGCAGGAAGUCGACCUGAUCCAUAAAGAUAAAUGUGCCGCAGAGGUCGACAGCCAUAAAGAAGUCCCAUACUUGAAAAUCCUAAAAAGUGUCCCAAUCUGGGCGGUGUGGGCAAAUGCUUUUGGAGAGCACGUCACCACUUCCCUCCUAUUAACAUACGCCCCAAUCUUUUUCAACUCGGUGCUUGCAUUUGAUAUUGGAACUACAGGAAUCCUGGCCUCUCUAAUCGGCCUUGUACAAAUUCCCUUCAAAAUUGUUUGCGCUAUUUGCAGUGACAAAAUCACAUUUAUCAGCGAGAAAAAUAAGAUGCUAAUUUUUAAUUUUAUUUCGGUAGGCAGUUGUGGUGUGCUUUGCUGUCUACUUGGUUUCCUGGGAAAAGAAGCUCGCGUGUGGUCUGUAGGAACGUUUUUCCUGUUUAGUACACUGUCCUCAGCGAAUAGCGGCGGUUUUUAUAAAUGUGCCAUCUACGUUGCUAGGCAAUAUUCUCACUUUGUGAUCUCAGCCAUACAAUUUAUGAAAUGUUUGGCGCUGUUUGUUUGCCCGGCUAUUGUAGCUGUUUUUGUACAUGAUGAUAACAACCUCUCUCAAUGGCGAAUUGUGUUUUUAAUUUCUGGUAUUUAUAUGAUGAUCAGUCACAUCAUUUUCUGGAUCUUCCACACCGACGUCCCUGCCGAUUUCACAAACGUUGAUGUCAAACCGAGGCGCCAUUCUUCGAUUAGCCUCACCGAACCUCAGGCCGAAAAACUGAAGGCA
Molecule: messenger RNA, 1287 nt
Organism: Mesorhabditis spiculigera
Lineage: Eukaryota; Metazoa; Nematoda; Chromadorea; Rhabditida; Rhabditidae
Source: the annotation of a GenBank genome assembly